Molecule: messenger RNA, 2262 nt
Organism: Rhizoctonia solani
Lineage: Eukaryota; Fungi; Basidiomycota; Agaricomycetes; Cantharellales; Ceratobasidiaceae
Product: fusaric acid resistance-like protein
Exons: 15
Coding region: 1-2262 (753 amino acids)
Source: RefSeq, a predicted model, not a curated record
AUGCCCCGCCUUAUUCUGGCCUGUCGAGCAGUGAGCUUUAUUGGUAUUUGGCUGAUAGCUCGUGCGCCUGAAACGGGUCAGUGGGACUAUAAUCUCACUCAGCUUCUCUUUGCAUUCGGCGUCGCUGGUGCCGCCAGCCUUGUUGUUUCCCUGAUCGCUCGGAUUUUCACGCAUCCUGGUGGAUACGCCAAGGAUGUCCUCGAUGUCCUCGAGGCUCUCAAAGACUUAGUACAGUCUUCUACCUCCCAGACGCUCUUUGACAACGAUAAACCGGCAUCACAAACCGAGUCAUUACACACCAAGAGUCUGGAUAAGGCACUCGCCCUGCAUACGUCAUAUGCUUACUCUGCAUAUGAACUACGAAUUGGAAGAGUACCAAUCAAGGCCAUUAAGCCCCUGCUGAUUACAAUCAAUCGGGUCAGAGAAGAGCUCGCGUGGGGAAGAGUACCGGCGCUGGAGGGCACAGAGACUCCUUUGGAGAUACCAUGCUACUUGCUCAAUUGGACGACCCCUGCCGGGGGUGCUCGUCGGCGAUCAUUGAUAGCAUAUCUACUUUACAAGCGGCCGUUGGAUGUCAACUCGAAUGAUCCGCUUGCUGCCCGAACAGCAGUUACGAAUGCCCGCGUGGUAUUAAAAACAUCUCUGGAUUCGGUCGUGCACGAAAUCAAUAAAGCGUGCACUUUGAAACGAACUGAGAGACAUCAUAAAGAGCUCUUUCGAAAAAGCUUACACUGUGCUGCACUUCUACAUAUUUCUUCGGAACUCAUUCGUGCUCUGACAUUGGCACAUGGGAUCCUUACAAUUCACCAGACAUCUCGACUGCAUAUCUUCUUCCUGCGUCCGUCCUGGUUCUGGCUCGGCAUGUCUCCCAGAUCCGUCAUCGAAGAAGAAGACUCUCCUGGUACUGUCGAGCUUAGAUCCGCAGCUGGCCCUGAUACUAGCUCCAGCGCGGAGAAGUCGCCGUUCGAAGACCCUCAUACAACCUUGCUUCCUACCCCUACAACGGCCAAAUCGACCCCAAAAUGGUCGCUAUCAACAAUCACGCACACACCUACUAUCCUCCGGGCUCGAAUACAGUUAUCAAAUUGGAUAUGGAAGGCAAGAAACUCGAAGCACAUCCAAUUCGCAUUCAAGCACGCGCUAGGCAUUGCAAUCUUGAUGAUUCCCGCUCUGCUUCCUGAGACUUCUAGUGGAAAGCAAUUCUAUAACUCUAGCUAUGGUGUUUGGGCUAUCAUCUCGUUUGUUUAUGUGAUAGAGCCAAAUACGGCUUUGACAUGGAGGGUCGGCAUAUGGAGAGUGUUCGGAACUGGCAUUGGAGCACUUUAUGCGUAUAUUACUUGGCAGAUUGCGGGUACCAAUCCAUAUGGAGUCGUCGCGCUUAUAACCGCCGCAGAAAUCAUCAUAACUUGGUUUGUCAGAUCGUCUACUCCCGGUGUAGGAAUUGUUGCAUCCGUUACAAUUCCACCUGUAUUAUUCAUUCCCUAUCUUGGAGUUGCUGAAAUCUCCAUGCUCCACCUCACCGCAUUACGCGCUCUCCAGAUUUCGAUUGGAAUAGUCGCUGCCAUCCUUAUUGAUCAUAUAUUCUUUCCUAAACGUCCUCGAGCCAUAUUCCUUAGUGGGAUGGCCAAGGUGAUCGAAGAUGUCAGAGUCCUCCACAGUGAACUGAGCAGUCGAACACACAAUAAUACCCCUCACGGAUCACCCAAGUCUGGGGUUGAAGUUGCGCAAGCUCAGACUUGUAGUGCCAAACUUGAACUAAGGAUACGGAAACUCGUCAUGCGAGAGAAGAUCUGUCUUGGUCAAAUGGAACAUGAGCUUAGCUUGAUGCCAAAACCGACCGAAUCGUAUCGAAUGGUCACUGGCUAUGUACAACGGCUGGUGGACCUAACAUCAGGUCUAAGACGUAUCCGCGAAAACGUACCUCACAUGGCGAUCGACACUGUUCUGGUACAGAGACAACGAGUUGAUUCGUGCAUCACUCUUGCACUAUACGCUUGCGAACACGCGUUCCGAUCCAGACGAGCAUUGCCCCAAGGCCUACCGUCACCACGCAAGGCACUUGAUGUGCUAAACAUCGAGCUGAUGGAUGCACUCCAGUCUCAGGGGCGAGCGACAGAUAUUGGGUAUGCGAUGGCUGAGAACGAAGUGAUUGAUGAGAUGGUACGCACGGUCGAAGGACUGGUCAAAAUCACCCGAGAUUUAUUCGGGACGCGAGCCUGGCUUAAUGGAGUUGACAAUGUCCAUUUGGGAGUUGGGUUUUGA